GCGGGCCCCAGCCCUAUCCUCACGCGGCUAUAAAGGGCGGCGGAGCGGCACUGCGCCACCUUCUCACUGCGCGCCAGGCGGGUCGGAGGCAGCAGGAACAUCCCGAACAGGCAAAGAUGGUGAAAGUCGGAGUCAAUGGAUUUGGCCGCAUUGGCCGCCUGGUCACCCGGGCUGCCGUCCUCUCUGGCAAAGUCCAAGUGGUGGCCAUCAACGAUCCCUUCAUUGAUCUGAACUACAUGGUUUACAUGUUCAAAUAUGACUCUACUCACGGCCACUUCCGGGGCACUGUCAAGGCUGAGAAUGGGAAACUUGUGAUUAAUGGGAAUGCUAUCACCAUCUUCCAGGAGCGUGACCCCAGCAACAUCAAGUGGGCAGAUGCUGGUGCUGAAUAUGUUGUGGAGUCCACUGGUGUCUUCACCACCAUGGAGAAGGCCGGGGCUCACCUGAAGGGUGGUGCCAAGCGUGUGAUCAUCUCUGCCCCCUCUGCUGAUGCUCCCAUGUUUGUGAUGGGUGUCAACCAUGAGAAGUAUGACAAGUCUCUGAAAAUUGUCAGCAAUGCUUCCUGCACUACUAACUGCCUGGCGCCCUUGGCCAAGGUCAUCCAUGACAACUUUGGCAUCGUGGAGGGUCUUAUGACCACUGUCCAUGCCAUCACAGCCACACAGAAGACAGUGGAUGGGCCCUCUGGGAAGCUCUGGAGGGAUGGUAGAGGUGCUGCUCAGAACAUUAUCCCAGCAUCUACUGGAGCUGCUAAGGCUGUGGGAAAAGUCAUUCCUGAGCUCAAUGGGAAACUUACUGGAAUGGCUUUCCGUGUGCCAACCCCUAAUGUCUCUGUUGUGGACCUGACCUGCCGUCUGGAAAAACCAGCCAAGUAUGAUGAUAUCAAGAGGGUAGUGAAGGCUGCUGCUGAUGGGCCCCUGAAGGGCAUCCUGGCAUACACAGAGGACCAGGUGGUCUCCUGUGACUUCAAUGGUGACAGCCAUUCCUCCACCUUUGAUGCGGGUGCUGGCAUUGCACUGAACGACCAUUUUGUCAAGCUGGUUUCCUGGUAUGAUAAUGAAUAUGGAUACAGCAACCGUGUUGUGGACUUGAUGGUCCACAUGGCAUCCAAGGAGUAAGCCGAGCACACAGCCCCCCUGCUGCCUAGGGAAGCAGGACUCUCCUUUGUUGGAGCCCCUGCCCUUGUUCACCACCGCUUAGCUCUGCAUCCUGCAGUGAGAGGCCAGUUCUGUUCCCUUGUCUCCCCCACUCCUCCAACUUCUCCCCGAACCUGGGGGAGGUGGAGAGGCUGAUAGAAACUGAUCUGUUUGUGUACCACCUUACAUCAAUAAAAGUGAUCACCAUCUGAAAA
Molecule: messenger RNA, 1351 nt
Organism: Corvus hawaiiensis (hawaiian crow)
Lineage: Eukaryota; Metazoa; Chordata; Aves; Passeriformes; Corvidae
Gene: GAPDH
Product: glyceraldehyde-3-phosphate dehydrogenase
Exons: 12
Coding region: 117-1118 (333 amino acids)
Biological process (GO): glucose metabolic process
Molecular function (GO): NAD binding; oxidoreductase activity, acting on the aldehyde or oxo group of donors, NAD or NADP as acceptor; NADP binding
Source: RefSeq, a predicted model, not a curated record